Messenger RNA from Symbiodinium sp. CCMP2592, 1629 nucleotides. Lineage: Eukaryota; Dinophyceae; Suessiales; Symbiodiniaceae. The record is from the annotation of a GenBank genome assembly.
AUGUCCCUGCUCACCACGAAGGAAAUCGAUUUCAGGGGUACAUCUGAUGCAAGGUUUUUGGCGACUGCUGAAGCGGAUCUGAUUGUGUCGCACCUGAGCCAUCAAGACACUGCGCCCCAAAGGCGACUUCCCAGCUCCAGCUUCACCGAGAAGUACCAGGGCAGAGGUAUCGAAAUCCCACACCUUUUCGAAGAUGUCCAGAACCCAAGUAUGGUAGAAGGUGCUCGUGAAUGGACUAGGCCACUCCUCAAUCUUUUUAGCCAAGGCUCCGUCAGUAGCGAGAUUGCGAAGGGCUUUCUCAACGAGACUGUUCGGCCAGUUGAAGAUUGGAGAGCUUGUAUUCUUGAUUGCUUUCGUCAUCCACCUCAACUGUUGCAUUUCGCUAGAGGAACGAGGGCCUUCCGUGGCAAUGUAGUCAAACCCCGCAUCCACCUCCUCGUCCGUCUUGUCCUCAAAGCGGGUAUUGGUAUUCUUCGCGGCAGAGAAGGUUUGGAGGUCAAAGACUUUGAAUUGAUAGCACCCCAAGUUCUCAAGGGUGUAUUGGAGGAUCUUUUUGCCUACCUUGGGAUUUGCCGCCCGCCAUCUGUAGAUGUGAGCCUUGCCGUAUACGGAGGCCAAGAAGAAGCAGGCUUUGCACUUGCUGGCGAAGACGAAAUGCUUGAUGAUGUAGUGUUUCUCAUCCGAAGUGGGAACGAUGAAGAUCUGCAAUUUGGUAUCCUUUGGGACAGACUGUCGUGGACAAAACGGAGGCAAGUGCGCUCGGCUGAGGUCUUGGACGAAGAGGAGGUCACCUACAGUUGGCGACGGCGUCCAGCUCCAGAGGCAGAGCCGGCGAAGGUCGAGAAGCCUCCCAUGCCGGAGCCGGAUCUUGCACCCGAGCCGCGGCGUCACGCGCGGACAGCAAGAGAAGCAGGUUCUGCAGAACCUCAGCCGGAUCCUGCGCCCGCUCCAGGCGUGGGCAGCAGCAGUCAUCCGUCAGCCGGAUACGGCAAAGGUGUCCUGGCCUUGGCGAAGCUUGAGACUGCAAAGGCAUCUGCUCCUUCCCCGCCCUCUGCUCCAACGAAGAUUGACUUGGAGACGGCGGCGAGCCGGUUUCCAGAGCCACUGCAGCGGGAGUGGGUUUGCAGCCAGGUACAGCUGGUUACCUACGACGGCAGCGCGCCGUCGAUUCGACCCGGGCGCCUCUGCGUCAGCACAGGUGACGAGCCGACUGCUCCCAGCUGGCUGCUGGGCUGGCUGAAGGGCAAAUGCUCUGCAGCCAUCGCCAGCCUUUACGCCCAGAGCUGGUUGCAGUCUGAGCUGAAAUGGGAGAAGGAGGCGGCAAAGACUGCCGCGCCCUCCCCCCUCGCCGCCGUGGCAGGUCUGAUUGGCGAUCCCACGCAGAUUUCGGAGGCGCUGCACUUACCUCCGAAUGAGGCGGCAGCCCAGGCCGUGCUUAGCAUCCUCCGGGCUGCCAAGAAGGAGGCUGGAGAGAUGCUGGUGUCGGAGGUCGAGGUAGCCUUGACAAAGCUUGAGACAGAAAGCCUCGUCUCGCCGGAAGCUUACCUUUCUGCCGCCUUGGCCCGGGAAAUUCUCCGAUACGCCUGCUGCCAACAGCCGGAGGAAGAGCAGCUUCUUGGCGAGGUUUAG